This is a messenger RNA of Oryza sativa Japonica Group (Japanese rice), 4725 nucleotides long. Its product is annotated as protein argonaute 13-like. Gene Ontology annotation, cellular component: cytoplasm. Gene Ontology annotation, molecular function: RNA endonuclease activity; RNA binding; protein binding. The record is from RefSeq and is a predicted model, not a curated record. NCBI's taxonomy places the organism in Eukaryota, Viridiplantae, Streptophyta, Magnoliopsida, Poales, Poaceae. Gene Ontology annotation, biological process: regulatory ncRNA-mediated post-transcriptional gene silencing.
CCAUCCUUCAUGUUCUAACCUAGCUAUAAUCUUCAACUCUCACUAUCCAUUCUUCCCUCCCCAUUAUUCCUCAACGCUUCGCCGGCGAUUCCCCUCUAGACUCUAGCGUUCGCCAUGGAUGCCCGCCCCAUGUUUCAAUCAAUCCUGAGUCAAAAUCAAGAGCAACAAAUAGGGAAGUACUCAAUGAGCUCAUCAAGUUGCAUGGGAAGACAUCUCUUGGUGGCAAAUUGCCUGCUUAUGAUGGAAGAAAAAGUCUCUAUACUGCUGGUUCACUCCCUUUUGAAUCGGAGGAGUUUGUGGUUAAGCUAAUUGAUCCCGAAAAGAAGGAUAAAGAAAGGGCGGAGAGGGAGUACAAGAUCACAAUUCGGAUUGCUGGCAGAACAGACUUCUACCACCUCCAGCAGUUUUUGCUUGGAAGACAGAGGGAUAUGCCCCAAGAAACCAUUCAAGUCAGUCAUUGAUGUUGUCCUCAGUUAUGUCACAGUGUCCAGAUCCUUCUUCUCUACCCAGUUUGGUCACCGGGGUGACAUUGGUGAGGGACUUGAGUGUUGGAGAGGUUACUAUCAGAGCCUGCGCCCAACACAGAUGGGCCUUUCGCUGAAUAUAGAUAUAUCUGCAACAUCAUUUUUUAAGCCUGUGACAGUGAUCCAAUUUGUGGAGGAGUUCCUGAACAUACGUGACACCUCAAGACCUUUGUCAGACCGGGAUCGUGUGAAGAUAAAGAAAGCAUUACGUGGGGUUCGCAUUGAAACAAACCACCAAGAGGACCAAAUCAGAAGAUACAAAAUAACAGGGAUUACCCCCAUUCCUAUGAGCCAGCUGAUAUUUCCUGUUGAUGAUAAUGGGACAAGGAAGACUGUUGUUCAGUACUUCUGGGAUAGGUACAAUUACAGACUGAAGUAUGCUUCUUGGCCCUGCCUACAGUCUGGCAGUGAUUCUCGUCCUGUAUACUUGCCUAUGGAGGUGUGCAAGAUUGUAGAAGGGCAGAGGUACUCCAAGAAGCUUAACAACAAACAGGUGACCAACAUCCUUAGAGCAACCUGUCAACGCCCCCAGCAGAGGGAACAGAGAAUUCAUGAGAUGGUUCUCCACAACAAGUAUACAGAUGAUAGGUUUGCUCAGGAGUUCGGCAUCAAGGUCUGCAAUGACCUAGUCUCUGUUCCAGCCCGUGUGCUGCCUCCACCCAUGUUGAAGUAUCAUGAUUCUGGAAGGGAGAAAACUUGUGCACCCAGUGUUGGACAGUGGAACAUGAUUAACAAGAAAAUGAUCAAUGGAGGAACUGUGGAUAACUGGACAUGUCUGAGUUUUUCACGAAUGCGUCCAGAGGAGGUACAAAGGUUCUGUGGUGACCUGAUUCAGAUGUGCAAUGCCACUGGAAUGUCUUUCAAUCCAAGACCAGUUGUGGAUGUCCGGUCAUCAAAUCCUAACAAUAUAGAGAAUGCUCUGAGGGAUGUUCACAGCAGAACAUCAGAACUGCUAGCCAGAGAGGGAAAGGGAGGCCUGCAGCUUUUAAUUGUAAUUCUGCUUGAAGUUAGUGGUUCUUAUGGGAAAAUUAAAAGGGUAUGUGAGAAUGACCUUGGCAUUGUAUCUCAAUGUUGUUUGCCAAGGCAUGCCAGCAGGCCGAACAAGCAAUAUUUGGAAAAUGUUGCACUCAAAAUCAAUGUCAAGGUCGGAGGGCGCAACACUGUUCUUGAGCGAGCCUUUAUCCGCAAUGGCAUACCAUUUGUGUCAGAAGUCCCAACAAUCAUCUUUGGUGCUGAUGUCACACACUCCACUGGAGAGGACUCUGCAUCAUCUAUUGCUGCGGUUGUGGCAUCAAUGGAUUGGCCUGAAAUCACCAAAUACCGAGGUCUGGUCUCUGCUCAAUCACAUAGACAGGAGAUAAUAGAAGAUCUCUUUAGUGUUGGUAAAGAUCCAGUGAAGGUUGUAAAUGGUGGGAUGAUCAGGGAGUUCCUUAUCGCAUUCCGCAAGAAGACUGGCAGAAGGCCUGAGAGGAUAAUCUUCUAUAGAGAUGGUGUAAGUGAAGGUCAGUUCAGCCGUGUGCUUCUUCAUGAAAUGGAUGCCAUCAGAAAGGCUUGUGCAUCUUUGGAGGAGGGAUAUCUACCACCUGUCACAUUUGUAGUAGUCCAGAAAAGGCAUCACACAAGGCUUUUCCCAGAGGUUCAUGGGAGGCGAGACAUGACUGACAAGAGCGGAAACAUCCUUCCUGGAACUGUCAAGGACCGCCAGAUUUGCCAUCCUACAGAGUUCUAUUUCUACCUGUGUAGCCAUGCUGGCAUACAGGGUACUAGCAGGCCAACUCAUUACCAUGUCCUUUAUGAUGAGAACCAUUUUACAGCUGAUGAACUUCAGACCCUGACCAACAAUCUUUGCUAUAUCUAUGCACGAUGCACCCAUGCAGUGUCUGUGGUCCCACCGGCCUAUUAUUCUCAUCUUGCUGCAUCACAUGCACACUGCUGCAUUAAAGGACAUAGUUCAGGUAGUGGCUCAACCCCUGGCAAUGAGCAUGACAUAGUUAAAAAUUCUGCUCCAACACUCCAGAUCCUUGUCAAAGUGCUGGACUUCCAAAUAGUUCCACUGACAAUGAAACUGAAGUCUUCAGCUGAAGACAUUGUAGCUUUAGCUCUAUCAAAACAUCGCGUCUCUCUGCAUGAUGUCUAUGUCUACCAUGGUAGGCGAGUUAUUGCCAAGAGCUUGACUCUUGAAUCUUUAAAAGCAGACAGGGAUUCAACUUUUCUUAUAAUGCCACGUAUGAGGGGUGGAUGCAAUGAUACGAUUGGCGGUUUCAAGUGCAUUCCUUUAGAACAACAUAUCAGAUCAUUAGGUGAUUCCCUUUUUGAAAUCAUAUGGAUACCACCAGAUCUGCGAGUGAGCGGGUUCUGUUCAUAUCUUAUCAUACUUGGAAAACCAGCAAGAAAAAUCAUCUGCCAACUUUUAAAGUUGUUGGAGAUUAUCCAUGCUGCCAACAGAUUUGCUUCCAGGUUUACAAUAGCUGAUCUGGUGUUCCUCCCUGAUCUGGGUUGUAUAGCUUUUAAGAAAGGAGUAAAAAUAAGGUGGAACCUCAGGAGAGAGGAGUACAAACUCAACAUGGGUGAUGUAGCUAGCAUAAUUAGCUGCUGGUUCAGGUUUAACCGCAGGAAGCUUGAAGCGCUGGAAGCAGGGAUCCAUGAGCUUCGUCCUGGCCAAGGUGACUCUCCAAUGUUUGUUGAUAUAUUAGUUAAGGAUCUUAGAAGCCCCACACAUGAGACUGGUCUCAGUGCCAAUUAUAGAGGUUUCUACAAAAAUUGUAGUGCUCUGAGAUCUUGUUCGGCCCACAUGAAUUUGUUCACCUCUUUGGACAUUCGUAAGGACUUCAUGGUUGGUUCUGCUGAUUGGGGUAAUUUUGUCAAGGCUUUGGGUGAUAUCAAACUUCCAGGCUGGUAUCGUACUGCUAUGCGAUCACCUGAAAUGAGGAAAGUACUCUUCUUUGAGUUUAAUGAUCCACAUACUGGGGAGUUACGAGGCAAAAGAUAUCGUGCCUUAUCAGUUUUUUCAUGGCUUGAAUUUGCGCGGAUAUUUAUUAAGCACAUGAAGAAAGGGCUGUGUACCGAUAAACAGGCAACAGCACUUCUCUGUGUGAUAUUCUCGAAUAUUGUACCUGUUGUGGAGAAGAAACUUACUUACAGUUACAGGCCACCAGCUAAGGAGAAGAGCAAUGAAAGCUUUACAGUUGAAGAAAUCCUGGACCCAUCAUAGUCAUAGAUGUCGGAGGAAAGACAGAAUGUUGCUGUAAGCUACAAAUCUCAGUAUGGUUGGAGGAUGACUCUGCAAAGGUUGGAGUAUGUAUGACAAAGCGCGAAGAAAAAGCUUUCAAGGAAAGGGUUUCUGAAGUUUUUAUUGGUUUGAACAGAUCCUGGAAAUGAAUUCAUAUGGAUGGGGAGCUAUAUCAGUUGUAGAAGUUCUUUUUUUCCUUAAGUUUUCUGUGUUUGUCAGUUUAGCCUGGUAGUGAUAGACUGAUAGAUCCUGAUGAUGUAGCUGUGUGUUAGUUUGAACGAUUUUCUGUUUUUAAGCUUUUUGUUCGAUGCCCUGGAACUGUCCAGGCAUGAGUGACCUUGUAGAAACUUUCACAUUUCUUUUAAUAGAAAUGGAGGGGUAUUGCCCUUUUGAUAAAGAAAAAGGGAUAUAAUAUGUUGGGCUGGUAUUCCUGUUGAUUUCAAUUAUUCUUUUUAUAGGGCAAGCAAGGGUUAAAUAUGGUAAAGGUCAAGUAGUUGCUUUGUUAGCUGUCGUGACUUGAAGCUUAUGAUUGAUUUUUUUUGACGCAAAUCGAAAUAUUCUGUUUGACGCAAUGAUUGAUUUGAAAUGAUGUGUUUUUUAGCAACAAAUUCCUUUUCAAACUUUUGACUUUGGUUUUUCGUGUAUUUUCUCUACAGAUGCAGUGGAAGAUGAUUGAAUGUCUUCCUGGAACAUGUGCAAGAAAUUGUUAAUCAUCUGCACCCCUCAAGGACUGAGUGUUGGUUAAAAGUAGUUGUUCCCUGCCUCCCUGGGAGUUAGGGCUUUAGUAGAGUUUAGCGUUACUAGUUCUCAGGAGGAAUGAUGUCCAGUGCCUUUCGUUAAGAGUUGUGUAGAAACUGAGGUGGUCGAGUAAUCUUCUCUGCUGAGCGUUUUCGUUUUUUAGCUGGAGUACCCAGCCUAAACUUGGUUUCCCUUUAAAGCUGGCAAUACAAGCUGACUCUGUUUCCGUUUAAA